AUGGGAUCAACUGGAUUAGGAUGGGAUUCACUAAAGCGGACAAUUGAUGCACUUGAGGAAUGGUGGGCAGAAAAGUUAGAGACAAUGCCAGCGGCAAAAAAAUUCAAAUUGACUGGCAUUGAACCAGCUUUGGAAGAUAAGUUGGAUGGUAUGUUCACUAGCGUUGUAGCAACAGGAGCUCAUUUUUUCACCCCAAAUGAGCAGGGCUUCGCAAACUUAGCACAGGAUAUGGAGACCGAGCAUAUAAUUGAUUCAGGAGAAGGUCCCAGCCAAAUCCCCACAGAUAACCAAUCCAUUGUUGGAACAACACGUCCCCGACCGGCAAAAAAAAAGGCUUUGCACUUGUUAGAGAUUCUAUUGAGACAUUGA
This is a messenger RNA of Phalaenopsis equestris, 369 nucleotides long. RefSeq lists its product as uncharacterized. The coding region runs from base 1 to 369 and encodes 122 amino acids. Lineage: Eukaryota; Viridiplantae; Streptophyta; Magnoliopsida; Asparagales; Orchidaceae. The record is from RefSeq and is a predicted model, not a curated record. The transcript has 2 exons.